AUGGACAAUGGCACGCUCAGCGGGUUCGCCGUAGAAUAUAAAGAUGAUCUGCAGGUUCGCUUGGUCAAUGGAGGUUCUGACAAAGAAGGUCGAGUAGAGAUUCUUUACCUUGGUGCGUGGGGGACAGUCUGCGAUGACAACUGGGAUCUUAAUGAUGCAAACGUAGUAUGCAGAAUGUUGGGUUUCGAAAGGGCAGAAAACUACUCCUGUUGCUCUGCCUUUGGACCAGGAACUGGACCUAUACUCCUGGAUGAAGUUGAAUGUGAAGGCACAGAAUCCAACAUAGGCCAUUGUCGAAGAAGUGAUUAUGAGACUCACGACUGUGACCACUCCGAAGAUGUAGGAAUAUCGUGCAUUGCAUUUGAUAUAAAUGAAUGUCAGCAGACCGGUGAACAAUAUCCGUGCGACGCCCUCAACGGUGGAUGCACAAAUACCAAGGGUUCAUACUUCUGUACGUGUGCUUCUGGAUAUCGCCUGAAUAUUGAUGACACUUGUCAAGAAGUGAUUCAAGCAUCUUCUUCAACCAUGACCAUGAAGUCAACAGACAUUUUGCCACCUAGCAAACAAACCGGUUUAUCAAAGGCUGCGACAUAUGGUUUAUUCGGAUUCUUAAUCGUCUUGGUAUUCUGUAUCCUCCUGGUUUGUAUCAUCGUGACGUUAAGAAUGCAGAAAUACAGGCGAUCAGCAAAAGAAUCCAGCAGAAGUCAGAUGGCCGAUAAGAAUUCUGAUACAGCAACUCAGAACUGUUACAACGGACCACAGUUCGAUGGGGAAGCGUAUUUGGAACUUGACACUGUCCCUGGCUCGCGAACUCAAGGAGGAUCUUCAAGCAAUCAGGAUGGACUAUACGAAACACCACAACCUGUUGUCAAUGACGACAAAACCUACGAAAAUAUUCGAAUAUAGAUUGAUUUAAUCCAUCCAAUGAUAAAAACCUAUUCCCAAUGCGUUGGCAUAAUGUAAAACCCUGAAUAUAAUGGAACCCAUGGUUCGUACAUUAUCAAAGGUAUUUUUGUAUUAAGCAGAUAAAUCACAUCGGGUAUAUAAUGAUUACUAUUAAUGAACUGAACUCUACGGCCCAAAUUCACGAAAUAUUCUCAAACCAGGUGGCAUGGCACAGCCAUGGACAAGUAUCCAGAUUCAUCGUACACUGUAAAAAUCAUUGCAACUUGCCGAACUACUCUCCACUGUAAAUGUUACAAUGUGUUGGUGUUAAAAUACACUGGCCGUUAAAUUUA
Messenger RNA from Lytechinus pictus (painted urchin), 1238 nucleotides. Its product is annotated as scavenger receptor cysteine-rich domain superfamily protein-like. Gene Ontology annotation, cellular component: membrane. The transcript is spliced from 6 exons. NCBI's taxonomy places the organism in Eukaryota, Metazoa, Echinodermata, Echinoidea, Temnopleuroida, Toxopneustidae. Gene Ontology annotation, molecular function: calcium ion binding. The record is from RefSeq and is a predicted model, not a curated record. The coding region runs from base 1 to 906 and encodes 301 amino acids.